This is a messenger RNA of Halteromyces radiatus, 1990 nucleotides long. RefSeq names its product kinase-like domain-containing protein. The record is from RefSeq and is a predicted model, not a curated record. Gene Ontology annotation, biological process: protein phosphorylation. NCBI's taxonomy places the organism in Eukaryota, Fungi, Mucoromycota, Mucoromycetes, Mucorales, Cunninghamellaceae. The transcript is spliced from 5 exons. Gene Ontology annotation, molecular function: protein serine/threonine kinase activity; ATP binding. Bases 159 to 1928 code for a protein of 589 amino acids.
UUUCUUUCUUUACAUUUACUUUUAUACCGACUUUUAUUUUUUAUUUUAUAUUAUUAUAUUAUCUCUGUGUUAGAGGGUAUAUAUAUAUAUAUAUAUAUCGUUUUCUCUCUCUAUACUUUUGGUUACAUUGGUUCAAUUGUUGUUAUACGACAUAUAAUAUGAAUUCUUGGAAAUUACCGGGUACAAGAAAAAAGGAAGCCAAGGAAACCAAGGAAGGAAUCUCAACAUCGUUAACGGCUGCUAUCAACUCAUUAUCACCUACGUCGUCAGGAAGAGACUCAUCCAGUAGAAAUAGUAGCAAUACCAUUACAGCAUCAUCAACAAAUACUAAAACAAUAUCUCCAAUAUUAUCUUCACCUUCUUCACCUUCUGAACCAUAUUCAGGUGUAUUACUUAUUCGAGUAUGUGAUGCUCAAGGACUUACUAUACCUUCUCAAAUUAAUUUACCUCCACCUCCACCUAUACAACCUUUACCACGUAAUCGUGACUCUUUGACUCGAAAACAACAUUGGUGGCUACCUUAUGUGGUAUUAGAAUUCGACAAGAAUGAAAUAUUGAUUGAUGCUCUUGGCGGUGAUACACAAAAUCCAAUUUAUCAAUACAGGGCUCAUUUUGAUGUGUCUAGAAGUUCCGAUGUAUCCAUCUCCAUAUACUUACGCCCUCCUCCUGAAACAAUCGAGCGUCAUCAUAACAAUAAUAACAGUCAGUCAACAACAACAACAACAACAAAACUUGCGGACUAUUUUUUGGGUAGUGUCAAAUUACAACCAAAUUUUGAUUCAACAAGAUUAGAUGAUCAAGUAUUACAAAUAACUGGUGGUACUGGGAUGAUGCAUGUACAAUUAUGUUAUAAACCACAACAGCAAACAUCACCUAUAGCAUUUGAUUCUUUUGAUUUAUUACGUGUGAUUGGUCGUGGUAGUUUUGGUAAAGUAUAUGUGGUGCGCAAGAAGGAUACAAAUCGAAUUUAUGCUAUGAAGGUACUACGGAAAUCACGUAUUAUCUCCCGAUCAGAAGUGACACAUACGAUGGCAGAGAAGACGGUAUUAGCCAAGAUUCGAAAUCCAUUCAUUGUACCUUUGAAAUUUGCAUUUCAAAGUCCUGAUAAACUUUAUUUGGUAUUGGCUUUUAUCAAUGGUGGUGAACUUUUUCAUCAUUUGCAAGUGGAGGGACGAUUUGAUGAAGAACGAUCUCGGUUUUAUACAGCGGAACUCUUCUCAGCCCUGGAAUGUUUGCAUGACUUCAAUGUGGUUUACCGUGAUUUGAAACCCGAAAAUAUUUUGAUUGAUUACAAUGGACAUAUUGCGCUCUGCGAUUUCGGAUUAUGUAAAUUGAACAUGAAAGAAAACGAACGGACCAAUACUUUCUGUGGCACCCCAGAAUAUUUGGCACCAGAAUUACUACUUGGACAAGGUUAUAGUAAAACAGUAGAUUGGUGGACAUUGGGUGUAUUGUUAUACGAAAUGAUGACUGGACUUCCUCCUUUUUAUGAUGAAAAUACAAAUGAAAUGUAUCGUAAAAUUUUACAAGAUGAAUUACGAUUUCCAGAUGAUAUAUCAGAAGAUGCAAAAUCUUUAUUACGUGGAUUAUUAACAAGAGAUCCAGAAGAACGAUUAGGCAAUCAUGGUUCAGCAGAUAUCAAGAAUCAUCCUUUCUUUGCAAAACAUAUAGAUUGGCGAUUAUUAUUACAAAAGAAAUUACAAGCACCUUUUAAACCUAGUGUAGAAAACCAAUAUGAUACAACAAAUUUUGAUGAAGAAUUUACUUCCGAAGCACCUUUGGAAUCCCUUGUUGACGAAACUCAUAUUUCCAAGACAAUGCAAGAACAAUUUGCUGGGUUUACAUAUAAUCCUUCCAAUGAUGGACUUUUAGCUGAAAGUUAUGUAGGUAGUAGUAGUCAUAGUAGUAGUAAUAGUAAUCAUUGGUGAAAAUCAUAUUUUAUGUUCUCCUCCCUUUUUUGUCAAUAAAAGAGACUUUUUUUUUAAAGUUC